Truncatella angustata is the source of this 1933-nucleotide messenger RNA. RefSeq lists its product as uncharacterized. The record is from RefSeq and is a predicted model, not a curated record. NCBI's taxonomy places the organism in Eukaryota, Fungi, Ascomycota, Sordariomycetes, Amphisphaeriales, Sporocadaceae. The coding region runs from base 351 to 1532 and encodes 393 amino acids. The transcript has a single exon.
AAAAGUCCUGCCUCCUGCCUCUCGGCGCAAGGAGACGCUAAAAUUCCAUGUCCUGCAGGGGGUCGACUAGCGGACCUGGACGUUAGCGGCAUUGCAUUGCAUUACUUUCGGCCGUCUCUACCCAGACGACCUUUCCCGUAUAUUUAUCUGCGAAGCCAUGACUCCCCUCAAUGUUCGGCCUCGCAGGUGGUAGACCGAAGAGACACUGGCGAUCCAUCACUUGAUACCCAUCUCGUGGCAGGUGCACUACCACGAUUGAGUGAACCCUGCCAUCGGCAUGUCAUGAUGGGCGCCGGAUCGUCUCCUGAACCCACCCCCGAGCUCGACUGAUUGACUUGACCACACACACCAUGGAGAAUACUCCACCGCGACCCAAAUCCGCCGGGACCAGCAUACAAUACCAAGCCGGCAACCCGGCUGCUGCCCCAAUACCAAUGUCUGUACCUGUCCAUGCCUCAGUGCCAGUGCCAGCGCCAGUACCAGUCCCGGUACCUGCCAUAACCCAACUCCAGACCAGGAAAAGAAGCGGUUCAGGUGGUGGACUGCUGUCCAGGUUUCCUUUCAUGCGCACCUCCGACAGCAAGUCAAACUCAAGCCUCAAGGAAUCGAGACAUAUCGACAUUGCCGAGGAGGCCCUGAGCAGGCCGACCCGCGCCCUGGCCCCAGUAGAGAAUGGCCAACAGCCCAAGACGCGCAGGAGGAAGGGCUCCCUGCGCAAAGUCGCCCUACUAGGUCGCGGCAUGCAGAGGGAACGGAGGGAGUCCAAAUCCUUGGUUGUAGACACGACAGGCCAAGCCCACUCCAGCAGACCAGCCGACACCGCCCGGAAUGCCGCGGACAAGGUAGAGCUUGUGACAAGCCCCGCGCCUAUCGAACAAAUUGGCCUGGGAGUACAUCUCGGAACGUCAGACGACACGCCUCGACCAUCUAUUGACGGCUACGCACGCCGCGCCGAUGUGCCUGCACGCUCACCACCACCACCAGCGUCGGCCCCGGAGUCGCAAGGUACUAGCCCCGACAUCUCCUACAUCUCGACCACCGACGAAGAAGACAUAAUACCAUCGAGGCAACACAAUGUGGCACCUCUGCGUGCCGCCCUCACCAACCUCUCCUCUGGGUCCGAAUCCUACCUGAAGCCUGCUCGCGGGCCGUCUCUGUCUAUCCAACGGCGACGCUCCGUGAAGCAUGCCAAAUCGCCGCUUUCUUUGCAAGGGUUAGCUGCUUCACCCCUGCCGGCGCCCGACGAGGAAUACGACUACAGCGAAACGGAAUGGUGGGGUUGGGUCAUCCUAGUUGUGACCUGGGUUGUUUUUGUGAUAGGCAUGGGGAGCUGUCUCGGGGUUUGGAGCUGGGCAUGGGACGUUGGGACCACCCCUUACGCGCCUCCUGAGCUCGAAGACGACCCGACCUUGCCUAUAACUGGAUACUAUCCAAGCUUGAUGAUUUUGACGUGUAUAAUGGCCUGGGUCUGGGUAGUCACGGCAUGGGUUGGCAUGAAAUAUUUCAGGCAUGCCAAAAUUAGUGGCGAUUGACGAAAGGACUAAUGGAAAAACGAAUGGGAACGAGCGGCUGGCAUAUACCCCUUGAACGAAUGAUUUUAAAGACACCACUAUUUCCUUCCUUAGCAGCCCGCUUUCUAACGGAUUGCAGCUGUUUUCUCAUGAUGAAAGUCUGCUUUUCCUCGUGAUUACGCUUCGUACUAUGUUGAUGACAAAUAUUAUGUCAGGUGUAGGAAGCUCCUGGACUAGUACUCAGAGUUUCGAGAGCCGUUCAAAGAAGUUUAGGUAAGUGAAUGGUCUGGGGAUGGGGGGAUACUUUAAAUGGCACACUGCCGUUCAGAAUAAGCAGCCAUGAGCAUAGUGAUAUAAAAUUGUCAAAUUGGACAGACCAAAUCCAGAGCCUGAUUAAGUUGAAAUAUUAGUUAAGUAUAUAC